Messenger RNA from Sphenostylis stenocarpa, 588 nucleotides. The record is from the annotation of a GenBank genome assembly. Lineage: Eukaryota; Viridiplantae; Streptophyta; Magnoliopsida; Fabales; Fabaceae.
AUGGCUUCUUUUCACAUCUUCAUUUUACACCUAACUUUCUUUUCCCUCUUUCUCCGUUGCUCUCCUUCUCCUAUCAUCCAAGCUGCUACCCAUGAAGGUCCCAAAGCUUUCUAUAACUGCACGAGGAACAGCACUUUUGCUUCCUAUAGUGCGGCUUACCGUUCUAAUGUCAAAACACUCCUAGAUUGGCUCUCCUCCAAUGUCACUAACAAUGCCGGAUUCUACAACACCACAGUUGCUAGCGAACACACUGCCGACACCGUAUAUGGUAGCUUCCUUUGUACAAGAGUCAGCAGCCCUAAACUCUGCCAACAAUGCGUGAUAGAAGCUUCCAAACUUAUAUCAUUGCUUUGCACCGUUGCAAAAGAGGCUAUGGUAUGGUACGAAGUAUGCUACGUGCGCUACUCUGAUCGUCGUUUCUUCUCCACUGUGGAGGAGAGUCCUAAAGUCUCCUUUAUGAAUGAUCAGGACUAUGUGGGUCAGGUUGGGCGUUUCAACAAUAUUGUGUGGGAUAUGCUGAACGAUUUGAGAGGUGAGGCAUCAAGUUCUUCUAAUAAAUCGGCCGAUAAGUCUGAACAUCACAGAUAA